AUGGAAAUAUGCUACGAUCCAUAUGACCCAGCCUACAUACCCCCAACCCCUCCCAAGCGGUCCAACUUCUACAGCGGAACAGGCUACCUCGUUGUCCGUCCCAGCACAGGCGGCAUCGUAGUAUCGCACCCCUCCGCCGUGGACCUAGUCUACCUCAACCUCCCUCGCACACACGACACCUCCACCUCCACCCCCGCCGUCGAAGACGCCCUCGCAAUGCGCAUGCUCUCACUCGGGGCGCCCUGGUGGCCGAGCUGGGAGACCUACACACGUCACCAAAAGCGCAUCGACGACGGGGUGAUGUACGACUUCCACCACCCACCCGACACGCACGUCGGGUACCCCUCCACAGGCGGCGUCUGGGUUGUGCGUUUCUCGCCGGACAUACCCUCGGUGGUCUGCGUCAACAGCGAGGGCAGGUCGGACGAGCCGCGGCGGACGUUCCCGGUGACGCCUGAGGGGUGGCAUCGGCGGAUGGAGAUGGUGCUGAGCAUGAAUGAGAAGUGCGACGUUAUCCAGGACUUUGGCGGGGUGUUUUUUGAGAGCGUCGAGGAGUGCGGGUAUGUUGCGACGGACCUGGGAGGCGGCCGGGAGCUGUUUGGGAGGGUUGAGCCUUUGUUGAGGAGGAUGGAUGAUGAUGGGUAUGCGUACAAUCGGAACACUGCUCGAGGAGAGAAGCGCGGAGAUGAGCUUGACAGCGAUGAUAUACAUCGCGAUGGAGGAAAUAGCGUCGGAGAUGGACGAAGAGGGUGCGUGGUCUCUUGA
Colletotrichum gloeosporioides is the source of this 765-nucleotide messenger RNA. RefSeq lists its product as uncharacterized. Bases 1 to 765 code for a protein of 254 amino acids. The transcript has a single exon. NCBI's taxonomy places the organism in Eukaryota, Fungi, Ascomycota, Sordariomycetes, Glomerellales, Glomerellaceae. The record is from RefSeq and is a predicted model, not a curated record.